Molecule: messenger RNA, 732 nt
Organism: Hyphopichia burtonii NRRL Y-1933
Lineage: Eukaryota; Fungi; Ascomycota; Pichiomycetes; Serinales; Debaryomycetaceae
Gene: CRZ1
Product: DNA-binding transcription factor
Exons: 1
Biological process (GO): regulation of transcription by RNA polymerase II
Cellular component (GO): chromatin
Molecular function (GO): RNA polymerase II cis-regulatory region sequence-specific DNA binding; DNA-binding transcription factor activity, RNA polymerase II-specific
Source: RefSeq, a predicted model, not a curated record
GGGAAAAAAUGUUAGAAUUAGCAUCUCCAAAUCAAUCGUCCAAAAGAACUCAGAAACAUCCUUCUGUUUAUGCUUGUCAUUUAUGUGAUAAAAGAUUUACUAGACCCUAUAAUUUGAAAUCCCAUUUGAGAACACAUACUGAUGAAAGACCCUUUAUUUGUAAUGUUUGUGGUAAAGCUUUUGCUAGACAACACGAUCGUAAGAGACAUGAAGACUUACAUACCGGUGAAAAGAAAUUCCAAUGUAAAGGUUUCUUAAAAGAUGGUACUCCUUAUGGUUGUGGUCGAAAAUUUGCAAGAGCUGAUGCUUUAAGAAGACAUUUUCAAACUGAAGCUGGUAAAGAAUGUAUAAGACUCUUAGUCGAAGAAGAUGAGCGUGAAAAAGUAUCCAAUGGACAAUCGAAACUUGAAAAAAAUGGUGAUCUAAAUGAUAAUUCGGCUAUUGGAAUGGCUAAUAUAAUGAAUGCCCAAAAUGCUUCCUUAAAUCCUCCAACUACUAAUUCCUCAAACAACAAUGAUGAAACUAGCUCGAAUGAUUUCCUAAGUCCUACGAGUGCGUUAUUAAGCAGUACUUCAAACAGUGUUCAAUCAAUUCCUCAGGUUGCAAUUUCUCCUCCUGAUUAGUUUUCUGAUGUCACUUGGACUAGCCUUUGUUUCUACUUUCUCUCUCACAUUCCUUCUGAUUUAUCGUAACUUACUUACGUCUUGUUUACUUCUUUAUAUAUAUUGUCAG